AUGCUGCUGGUGCUCCAAGGCACAGUGCUGAAACUGCUGAGUCAGCACAUGCAAGCCAGCGCAACACCUAUCAGCUCCCAAAAAACAAUGCAGCCACAACAGUACAGUGCUACACCUGAGCCAGAACAGAGCAGCCACCGCGGGCCGGCGGGCGGCCGCGCCGGGAGCGGCCGCGGGGGGCUGGCCGUGCGGCUGGGGGCGUGGGCGAGAGGACCGGCCAACUCCGCCCCGCCACCGCCCCUGGCCGCCGCGCCGCGGGGACGUGCACUCGCUCGGCAGGCCAUGGAGGCGGCGCGGCGGCGGCUGCGGGCGGGCGGCGGGGCGCGGGCCCGGCGCUCCGCGCUGCUGCUGCUGUUGCUGGCGGCGGCGCUGGGAGGCGAGGCGGCGGAGGCGGAGGAGCCGCGCCCGGCGCGGCAGCGGGGGGACGAGCAGUGCCAUUACUACGCGGGGGGGCAGGUCUACCCCGGGGAGGCGGCUCGCGUGCCCGUCUCCGACCACUCGCUGCACCUCAGCCAGGCCAAGAUCUCCAAGCCAGCACCUUACUGGGAAGGAACAGCAGUCAUUAAUGGAGAGUUUAAAGAGCUGAAAUUAACAGAUUAUGAAGGAAAAUACCUUGUCUUCUUCUUCUACCCUCUCGACUUCACAUUUGUAUGUCCAACUGAGAUAAUCGCCUUCAGUGACAGAAUUGGAGAAUUCAGAGCAAUAAAUACCGAAGUAGUAGCAUGUUCUGUGGAUUCAAAGUUCACUCACUUAGCAUGGAUUAAUACUCCUCGAAAACAAGGAGGACUUGGACCUAUGAAGAUUCCACUUCUUUCAGAUUUGACGCACCAAAUUUCAAAGGAUUAUGGAGUAUAUCUGGAAGAUCAAGGGCAUACACUUAGAGGCCUUUUCAUUAUUGAUGAUAAAAGAAUCCUUCGACAGAUCACAAUGAAUGACCUUCCUGUUGGGAGAUCAGUGGAUGAAACGCUUCGUUUAGUACAAGCAUUCCAAUACACCGACAAACAUGGAGAAGUGUGCCCUGCUGGUUGGAAACCUGGCAGUGAAACAAUAAUUCCAGAUCCAGCUGGAAAACUGAAGUAUUUUGAUAAACUAAACUGAGGCUCUCUCCUAUGACCUAUAUAAUUCAACACAUUCAACUUGAUUUUUGCCAAUAAAAUUUCAUUAAUUUUGUUAUUUUAA
Molecule: messenger RNA, 1179 nt
Organism: Gavia stellata (red-throated loon)
Lineage: Eukaryota; Metazoa; Chordata; Aves; Gaviiformes; Gaviidae
Gene: PRDX4
Product: peroxiredoxin 4
Biological process (GO): cell redox homeostasis; cellular response to stress; response to oxidative stress
Cellular component (GO): endoplasmic reticulum; cytosol
Molecular function (GO): thioredoxin peroxidase activity
Source: RefSeq, a predicted model, not a curated record